AUGCCGAGGCAGGAUGCCGAGGAAGAGGCGGGGAGGGAUGGGAUGCUGGAUCGGGCUGGCGAGGGCGGUCCCGCCGGUGCUCCCUGCCGGGGCGGGAGUCGUCGCUGCCCGGAGGCACUGCCCGGCGGCGCAAGCGGCCUGAAGGAGUCGUCGCUGCCCGGUACCUCGCUGCAGCGGGCCUGUCGCCUCCUGGUCGCCUUUUGCGCCCUCCAUCUCUCGGCCACGCUGCUUUACUACCUGGCGGGCAGCGCCCUGGGGCCACCGGGCAACCCGGAGCCCCCUCCCCGCCGCCUUCCGCCCGCCAACCUCUCGCUGCCGUUCUCCCGCCCGCCGCUGCCGAGCGCCGCCCGCCCCCGGCCCCGCUUCGUCGGUUCCUCGUCGGGCCUUUGCCCCGAGCCUUCCCCGCUGCUAGGUGUCUGUCCCCGUGGGGCGGGUGUGACAGCGGCGUGGCUGUCCACGCGUGCCGACGGGGAUUGUGGGAGAAUCGCCGGGGAGCUCGGUGUGGAUGGGGCUGCCGAGGCACGGAUGCUCUCUCAAGGAAGGAGCCGUCGGCCAAGCCGAGACCCCCUGCCCGGCGCUGAGUGCUCCCUCCCCGUCCGGCUCGGUUUCUUUCUGGUUGCCGGCGAGGAUGGAGAAGAGGAAUUUAACCGAGCUAAGCUGCUGAAUAUAGGAUUCACAGAAGCCUUGAAAGAGUAUGACUACGACUGCUUUGUGUUUAGUGACGUAGACCUCAUCCCCAUGGAUGACAGGAACACCUACAAAUGUUACAGCCAGCCAAGGCACCUCUCUGUAUCCAUGGAUAAGUUUGGAUUUCGGCUGCCUUACAAUCAGUAUUUUGGAGGUGUGUCUGCCUUGAGUAAAGAGCAGUUCACAAAGAUCAACGGGUUCCCAAACAACUACUGGGGCUGGGGUGGUGAAGAUGACGACAUUUACAACAGGCUGGUGUUCAAAGGCAUGGGGAUCUCCCGCCCGGACGCUGUGGUCGGGAAGUGCAGGAUGAUUCGGCACUCCCGGGAUCGCAAGAACGAGCCCAACCCCGAGAGGUUCGACAGAAUCGCUCACACGAGGGAGACAAUGAACUCGGAUGGCUUAAACACGCUCUCCUACAAGGUGUUAAGGACUGACAAAUACCCUCUAUACACAAAGAUCACAGUGAUGAUCUGGGAUAUUGGCUCACCAAAGAGCUCCCAUCAGACACACAGCAGCAGAGACCUUGCCUAUGUUGCCUCUAGGACACCUGGCCUCACUGAUGCUUUCUAG
This is a messenger RNA of Dryobates pubescens (Downy woodpecker), 1260 nucleotides long. RefSeq names its product beta-1,4-galactosyltransferase 1. Gene Ontology annotation, biological process: carbohydrate metabolic process; protein N-linked glycosylation. Lineage: Eukaryota; Metazoa; Chordata; Aves; Piciformes; Picidae. The record is from RefSeq and is a predicted model, not a curated record. Gene Ontology annotation, molecular function: beta-N-acetylglucosaminylglycopeptide beta-1,4-galactosyltransferase activity; cytoskeletal protein binding.